Molecule: messenger RNA, 2826 nt
Organism: Leptidea sinapis
Lineage: Eukaryota; Metazoa; Arthropoda; Insecta; Lepidoptera; Pieridae
Gene: Cul1
Product: cullin-1
Exons: 21
Coding region: 430-2781 (783 amino acids)
Biological process (GO): SCF-dependent proteasomal ubiquitin-dependent protein catabolic process; protein ubiquitination
Cellular component (GO): SCF ubiquitin ligase complex
Molecular function (GO): ubiquitin protein ligase binding
Source: RefSeq, a predicted model, not a curated record
UCACUCUUUGCCCCAAAAAUUCUUGGCUCGUGCUCUUUCAUGUUCAUCAUUUUGUUUCAAUUUGGCCCUCUAGUGAAAUCGUGAUUGAAUAAAAAUAUCCUGAAUCAAAUUCAGGUGUAUUCAAUUGUGUUUAAGUUGUAUGUUUUUUAUUGGUUCUAUUGUGAUGACGUUAAAUUAUUAACUAAAUAAACUUAUGUCUACAGUGUUGAGUGUAAAAACUAAGCGUGUGAUUGUUGACAAUGUGGUAGACAACAAAAAAACUUCACGGGGUUUUCUGCAAUUAUCAAGCGUAGAUAACGAAGAGCUAAUGCCGUUGUGAACCAUUGACAAAUUAUGCUAUUGUACAUAUAGUAACUGUGAUCUCAAGUGUAUAAGUGUUAUAUAUCAUUCUGUGCUAGUGCAAGUUUAUGGUAUAGUAAGAGUGCCGAAAUGAGUUCGAAUAGUCUCAAACAGCACAUGCCUUUGCGGCAAAUCGACUUAGACCAGAUAUGGGGCGACCUCCGAGAAGGCAUAGAACAAGUUUACAAGAGACAGCACAUGGUUAAACAGAGAUACAUGGACCUAUACACUCACGUGUAUGACUACUGCACGUCUGUGCACCAGCAGAGCUCGAGCGCUGCGGGCGGCAGCCGGAGCGGCAGCAAUAGUGGCAGAAGUGGAUUCGCCGGGAAGAAAAUGAUCGGUCAAGUCCCAGGCGGUGCACAGUUGGUUGGUCUGGAGUUGUACAAGAGGCUAAGAGAAUUUCUCACCAUCUAUCUUAUAAACUUAUUGAAGAAUGGUUCGGAUCUGAUGGGCGAGGACGUGCUGGCGUUCUACACCAAGCAGUGGGAGGAGUACCAGUUCUCGUCGAGGGUUCUCAACGGCGUCUGCUCCUAUCUCAACAGGCAUUGGGUGAAGAGAGAAUGCGAGGAGGGCAGAAAGGGCAUUUAUGAGAUUUACCAACUGGCGUUGGUAACGUGGCGCGAUAACCUGUUCAAGUGCCUCAACAAACAGGUGACCAAUGCGGUGCUGAAGCUGAUCGAGAGAGAACGCAACGGAGAGACCAUCAACACCAGGCUCGUCUCCGGGGUUAUCAACUGCUAUGUGGCUCUUGGACUGAACGAAGAAGAGCCAUCUGCUCGUGGACAGACCCUUGCAGUAUACAAGGAGACAUUUGAAGCCAUCUUCCUCGAAGACACAGAGAGAUUUUACACGAGGGAAAGCACUGAUUUCCUGAGGAAUAACCCCGUCACCGAAUAUAUGAUUAAGGCUGAACAAAGGUUACAAGAGGAGCAGCGUCGUGUACAGGUAUACCUGCACGAGACGACGAUGGAGCGUCUCGCGAAGACCUGCGACCGAGUGCUCAUAGAGAAACACCUGGAGAUAUUCCACGCAGAGUUCCAGAAACUUCUGGAUGCCGAUAAGAACACGGAUCUGGGUCGAAUGUACAGCCUGGUGGCUCGGAUCCCAGAUGGGCUUUGUGAGCUCAGGCGUCUGCUGGAGCAACACAUUCACGCCCAGGGGCUGCAGGCUAUCGACAAGUGUGGAGACAGCGCGCAUACUGAUCCAAAGGUGUACGUGUCCACGAUACUGGAAGUACACAAGAAAUAUAACGCGCUCGUGUUGGUCGCGUUCAACAACGACUCGGGCUUCGUGGCCGCGCUCGAUAAGGCUUGCGGCAGAUUUAUUAAUAGUAAUGCGGUGACAAAGGCAGCGAACUCUUCGUCGAAGAGUCCCGAGUUGCUCGCGAAGUACUGCGACCUUCUGCUGAAGAAGUCCAGCAAGAAUCCAGAGGAGGCUGAGCUAGAAGACACCCUCAACCAAGUGAUGGUUGUGUUCAAGUACAUAGAAGACAAGGAUGUCUUCCAGAAGUUCUACAGCAAGAUGUUGGCCAAACGGCUUGUGCAGCACAUGUCUGCCAGUGAUGAUGCUGAGGCCUCAAUGAUCUCAAAAUUAAAGCAGGCCUGCGGCUUCGAAUAUACGAGCAAGCUGCAGAGAAUGUUCCAGGACAUAGGCGUAUCCAAAGAUCUGAACGAGAACUUCCGAAAGCACAUAGCCAACAGCAGCGAGGUUCCUCUGCACAUCGACUUCAGCAUCCAGGUGCUGUCGUCCGGCUCUUGGCCCUUCCAGCAGUCCACCUCCUUCCAGCUGCCAACCGAGUUGGAGCGCUCCGUGCACAGGUUCACGACCUUCUACUCGUCGCAGCACUCGGGCCGGAAGCUCAACUGGCUCUACAACAUGAGCAAGGGAGAACUCGUGACCAACUGCUUUAAGAAUAGGUACACGCUCCAAGCCAGCACCUUCCAAAUGGCAGUGCUGCUGCAGUACAACGACAACACGACGUGGACUGUCAGCCAGUUGGAGCAACACACCGGUAUCAAAGGCGACUUUCUUAUACAGGUGCUACAGAUAUUGCUUAAAGCUAAAUUGCUCGUGUGUCAAGACGACGAGAGCGAUCUCAACGAGUCUUCUGUGGUGGAUCUGUAUUUAGGAUAUAAGAAUAAGAAAUUGCGCGUAAACAUUAACAUACCGCUCAAGACGGAGCUAAAAGUGGAACAGGAGGCCACGCACAAACACAUAGAGGAAGACAGGAAGAUGCUCAUUCAGGCCGCUAUAGUCCGCAUCAUGAAGACGCGGAAGACGUUAAAGCAUCAGCAUCUCGUGGUGGAAGUCCUCAAUCAGCUAUCUUCGAGGUUUAAGCCCAGAGUUCCCGUUAUCAAGAAAUGUAUCGACAUAUUGAUAGAGAAAGAAUAUCUGGAACGCACCGAGGGUGAAAAGGACACAUAUAGCUACUUAGCGUGAUCGCAUACCGUAUAACUAAAUAAAUGUAACGAUAUUAUUACAUAA